Messenger RNA from Melospiza melodia melodia, 2471 nucleotides. It is a transcript of the gene SYNDIG1L, whose product is annotated as synapse differentiation inducing 1 like. The record is from RefSeq and is a predicted model, not a curated record. The transcript has 4 exons. The coding region runs from base 187 to 912 and encodes 241 amino acids. Lineage: Eukaryota; Metazoa; Chordata; Aves; Passeriformes; Passerellidae. Gene Ontology annotation, cellular component: intracellular membrane-bounded organelle; membrane.
CCGUCAUGCCCGCCGCCGCCUCUCCGCUCCCGCCGCCGGCGCUCCAACUUGGCGGGUGAGCCCUCCCUCGGCACGCAGCCUCUUGACAUUGGCUGUGCUUUUGUGCACCCUCGCCUUGCUGCAAUAACAGCCUGCUCCCUGCCACCCCUCUGCUCCUGCAGGAUCUCCCCCAGCACCGCCGGCAGCAUGGAGAGCGUGCGUGAGCUCCAGAACCCGCUCCUGGCCAAGCCCAAUGGCCACCUGGGCAGCAGCUAUUCCUACCACCAGCACCACAGCCAGGACUACCCCAGCCAUCGCUGCCAGGGGAAACUCUAUUCCUACAUAUUCCAAAACACUGGUGGUGCCAGGACUCACCAGCUGCUGGAUGCCAGUUCCCUGCAGCUGGCUGUUGAGGCUUUGUACGGCCCCAGCUUCAUCCUCGUGAAGGAUGAGACUGCCCUCAAGGCCAAGGACAGCAAGAUGGAGAGCUGCGAGACCACUUUUACAGAGAGCAAAGAGUCUUCAUCUGAAGCUCCUGAAGGGCAAGAGGCACAAGGGUCCUGCCUGGUAGAGAGUGACAUCCGUAUCCAAACUGUUUCCUAUGAGGUCGAGGAAGAGGAGCUCCAGGAGUAUGAGAGCGACUCCUCCAGCGACAGCGAAAGCGAGGAUCACUUCCUGAUGCUGCCCCCUCGGGAUCACUUGGGCUUGGCCCUUUUCUCCAUGCUCUGUUGCUUCUGGCCCCUGGGGAUUGCUGCCUUCUACUUCUCCCAAGGGACCAGCAAGGCUGUCUCCAAAGGAGAUUUUCACCUGGCCAGCUCAGCUUCCCGCCGAGCCCUGUUCCUUGCGGCGCUCUCCAUCACCAUUGGCACGGGAGUGUACAUCGGCGUGGUGGUAGCACUGAUUGCUUAUCUCUCCAAAGGGGGCCACGUGUAGCUGCCACCUGCAUGUCACUGCCAUCCCUGGCCGCUGACCCUGCUGGGAUUGAGCUUUCCUGCGGAGCACAGAGCACCGGGGCCUGCGAGGGCUGCUUGCACAGCAGGGCCCAGCAUGGAUGUCCUGCACAGGUUUCUUCCUCUUGCAGACAAACAGUGGACUCCUGUUCUCCCUGAGGCUGUGGCAUGUGACCAUCUAACAACAGGGAAUUGAGCACCAGCCUGGCUGCUGGGACAAGGUGGAGCAUAUUUGCCCGGUGGAAGAUGUGCAGGAGAGAAACCACACGCUGCUGCUGGGCUGGUGCAACCACCCCAGUCGGGGGCUACAGCUUCCCCUCUCAGCCCUGCAGCUGGGAGAUCCAUCCCUUGCCCAGGCUUGGCCCAUGAAGGGUACACACAGGGAGAAGAGGGGGUAUGGUGCCAGGGAAUGACUGCUGCUUCUCCUGGGAGGCCAGAGUCCUGGUGGGGUCUCCAGACUCCUGUGAUGGGGACAACAUUCCCACUUCAGUGCCAUGGGGUGGCCUGACCCCUCAGCUGCAGUGAAGUAGGAGGACAGAGCAUGGACAAGACCAACAGACAUGCUCUCUGCAUGCCUCUGCAGACAGACAGACCCCUGAUCCACAGGAGAACAUCCCAAGGAGGAAGGCAGGCUGGUGGCUGCACACCAUCUCUCCUGUUGUUGGCACAAGCUGGUAGAGACAGCAAGGUUUUCUCUGUGUUAAUAGUGACUGCCAUGGUGAUCCCAAGUCAGAGCCCUCAUAAGGUUGCUGUUCCAGAGUGUUGGGCCCUCAAAAGUUUUGUAAUGGAAAUCUCUACCUAAGAAGUGUCCUGGGAGGCGUGCUGGCCUUGAAGAAUUCCACUCCUUGUGCUAGGUCAGGGCCCUGCACACAAAGAGGGAUGGGAAGAAAAGGCUGACAAAACCUGCAGAAUCUGGGUGGGAGUGCUGUUUGUGAGGGGAUGAGAUCCAGAGAAGGAGGAGAUGUGGAAGGAGCCUGAGACACAGGGUGACCUCAACACACUCCUUCCCAUGCCUUGGAGAGAGGUAUCUCCAUCCAUCCAAAAGCCUCUGGUAACAAGGAAAUACCAAGCACCCCCUGCCAUACAUCUUACUUUUGCUUAUUUGUAUAUUGUCAGCAACACCCAAAAUGCUUCAGAAGUGGGUAUGAAGGCAGUGGUUGCCCCAAAGGGCUGGAGUUAAAAGCCAUGCCUCACUCCCCAUCUCCAGCAUCCACCUUUGACCACCCUCCUCUCUCUGGCUCUCCUGCUGCCUCUUUCCCCAUGUGCAGGAGACUGCAGGCAGGCUCUGGGCAUCCCUCACCCCCUUCCCAGAGUUUCUGGGCAGGCUGCAGCCAGCUUUGCAAGAGAUGCAGCAUGUUCCUCCAGCUGGGUGCCAUUCAAAUGUACAUUUCAUCCUAAAGAAGCAUGUUAAUGUCUGCGAUUGCCAUUGUACUUGAGCCAUAAAAGAGAAAAGUGCAUCAGAGACCUGUACAGAAGCUGGUCUGAAAGUUCCCAUUAUGUUUUUUAACAUGGAAGAACUAAUAAAAAAAGCAGGAGAAAAGA